UAAUUUUUUGUUGUUGUUUAGGACAGUUUUCCCUAGGCAAUAGCGAUGGCAAGUCGUCAACGAAUUGGGCUCUUGCUCAUAGUCUUUUUCAUAAGCCAACAGCAGGAGCUUGCAUUGGCUGGCGUUAUGGAUAAUUUCAAUGAUGGCCUUAAGAUGGCUGGUCAAAUGUUUGGCAUUAAUACAGCAGCCGAUGUGGCCAAUUUGGUGGCCAAGGCUUUCUCUAGUGGAGGUGGUGGGAGUACCAGUAGCAACAGACGUAAACCCGAUCUAAUGAACAUCCUGCAACAUGGUUUUCAACAAAAUCAAUAUAACUCAGAGGAGGAGGAGGAUCAGAAAGUUGAACAGGAUCAAUCGGCCCAACAGGCAGAGCCAGAGAAUGCCCAAGAAACACCUCCCAUGGAGCGUCCUUCAGCCAAUAGGCCAUCCGAAUUCAAUAGUGGGCAAAUGUUGAGCAAUAUGUUGCGCAUGGUGGGAUUCGAUGCAAGGAAAUUGGGUGCCCUGGCCAUAAAUGCUCUAGUGAUGAUUGCACAAGCGAUUGGCAGCACUCUAAUGCAGGCGACUCGAGGUGGGGGCGGCAAUGCCUCAACUGGUCCCGAAGCCCUUUACGAGCCAAGUGAACAUCAGCCGCGUUCAUUGCCCUUGGGGUCGCCCAUCGAUUGGUUUUUAGAACGACCACCGAAUGGUCACACGAAACAAUUGCUCAACCAGAUUAUGGAUAGCGAAUUACCCGAACGUAUUGUCGAUAUGAUCGAAUCCAAGGAGAGUUCUCAAACGGGCAAUGAGGCCGCUUGCCUUAAACUCUUAAUGUGCAAAAGUUCUCCCAUCAUAUGGGGCAUGCAAAAAUCGCUAAAGAAACGUUUAAGUGGCAUUUCCGAAUCCGAAAUGGAUGACUAUAAUCAAGGCGAUAAUAGCUACUUCAAUACGGGAGUUUUUUUCAAACAUUUACCCACCAUGGAUGAAUUUCGUGAGCAUGGUUCAAGUUGUGAAAUACGUUAUGCCAAACAUUGUCCCAGAAAUCAAACACUUGAUAGAAAAUUGAAAUGAAAAUACUACCAAAAAUUCAUUUCUGAAGUAUUGGAAUACUACAUAAAGGUUUCUCCAUUAUGCAAACUCUGUUCUAUUGCAUAAAUAA
Drosophila willistoni is the source of this 1132-nucleotide messenger RNA. RefSeq lists its product as uncharacterized. The transcript is spliced from 2 exons. NCBI's taxonomy places the organism in Eukaryota, Metazoa, Arthropoda, Insecta, Diptera, Drosophilidae. The record is from RefSeq and is a predicted model, not a curated record. The coding region runs from base 46 to 1044 and encodes 332 amino acids.